UUAAAACCAGUAUAUUUGUGACAUAUUUUUACACUUUUCACUAAUUCAUAACCAUUUCAUACACCGACAAACCGCACAAGGCGACACCCGCGGAAUGCGUCUGACUGCAGUUGUCGAUCUAGGCGCGAUGUGGUCUUUUUUUCGAUGACGAUGGUCGAUUUAAAACUACCUUUUCUGGUCAACGCAGAUUUCAGACACCAGAAUCAAAGAUGCAAAAGACAUGAAUGUAAAGUUGCACAAGGAGCUGGUGAUCCCAUCUGCUCAUUAUCACAGAGCGUCUCAGAGGCGAGAAAUAUCCAACGUUCAUGUAAAAUUACCCAAACUUGCAGGUAAUCAAGAGAUACCUGCAAGACAAAACGCUGUUUGGAGAAGACUUUGAGGAAUAAUAAAACAGACUAUUUGCCGAAUAAGCCCUUUGCGUUAUUGGAGAGGUUUGUCAAGCUUUCCUGAGGAUGUUUCCGCGGGAUGAUUGCGAUCUGGUAUGGGCUCCGCUCCUGGAUCCCAGCCUCAAUUACCUAAGCUGUUAGCGCAGAAAUGCGCCUGCGACCGCUUCAUCGACGCCAAAUUCACGAUCAGGCAAGAAAAGUGCUCGCUCGUGCGACGUCAGCAGCUACUACCACUGCGCCACCAAGAAAUUUAUCUCCAGUUCGUGUGGAUCAAAGUGUUUGUUUUUUUCUUUGGGGAGAAAACAGCUUGUUGAAAAGAAAUCUAAAACGUCAGAGUGGAUACGAUUACUUGAAAAUUUCAGCACCUCGGUAACUUUAUAUCUCGGUAUGAAGAACAAGCCAUUUUUUGUCGUGACCGCAUACAAGACGGCGUGUUCCAUCAUCAGUAAGUUGACAAGAAAAUGGCUUGGUUGCGUCGCCACGUCAGUGCCUUCUGAGCGUGCGUUCUCGACGAAGGAAGCGUUGCCAAUGUAAAAAGCUGCUGCUGCGCUCACACCGGACAUGUCUGGACACGUAGUGAUUCUCACCCAGAAUGCAAAGUCGGGCUUCAAAAACGAUGUCGGUGCUCCAAUUUCUGAUGGUAAAGGUGAUUAUCUUUCAAUUUGGAAAGCGAUCUUAGCCUUCAGUUUUUGUUCUAGAAUGCGAUGGCAUGGCCCAUGAACAACGAAUCUAAGUUGAAUGCGUGACGCAAGUUCUGAGUCGCUUCUUGCUUUAGAAUUAUGAUGAUUCCGGUCUUGGGAUGCGGUGAGGGCGCUCUCAACAGACUGGAGCAGAUUUCUCCAAAUUGUCGCUGCCGGGGCACGAGAAGCGUAGCGCGCUGUUUCAAUAUCCUAGAAUUUUUCAAUGUAAGCAUUAAUUUAUUUUACGCAAGAAAUCGCAUUUUCUGAAAUUUCGCUUGUGCUUCUUGGCGGUUUGACGCAUACACACGCCGUUCGCCGCUGGACUCGCCAAAACCACGUCCUUGCUCCGGCCA
This is a messenger RNA of Plasmopara halstedii, 1419 nucleotides long. RefSeq lists its product as uncharacterized. Lineage: Eukaryota; Oomycota; Peronosporomycetes; Peronosporales; Peronosporaceae. The coding region runs from base 535 to 759 and encodes 74 amino acids. The transcript has a single exon. The record is from RefSeq and is a predicted model, not a curated record.